AUACACUAGAGUAGCACCAGAGUGAGCGAAAAACUUCAAGGGCACGCAUCUUUUUCUCUAUAUACAAACCCCCUUCGACCCCCCAAGGCUUUUUCCUUUGCUGCGCUCAUGAAUACUUCAAUGGAAGAGAGCAACACAAACCCCAAAACGCUGUCGUCUUCACUCCCACCUGGUUGCCGAUUUUACCCUUCCGACGAACAACUCUUCUGUUACUACCUCAAAAACAAGAACCGCACCGUUCCUAACGACACCGAUGACGUCAACGGCUAUGAUUUGAUUAAGGAGCUGGAUUUGUACGAUUACGAGCCGUUUGAUUUACCUGAGAAUGCGUGCUAUGCGUAUGGUUAUAAAGCGAGGAAGAGACACUGGUAUUGUUAUACGAAGGAGCAAGUUGGGGUUCCGAGGAGGAAGGCAAAAGGAGGGUUUUGGAGGAUAAGUGGUAGGGUUAGGGAUGUUGUGGUGGGUCCAGGUGGGGAGGCGGUCAUGGGUACAAGGACUAGGUUUGUUUUUUACAUGGGGAAUUCUGUUAAGAGUGCAGUCAGGACUGGUUGGGUUUUGUACGAGUAUGCUCUUGUCGAUCAUGCUAAGGCUUCAUUUGUUCUAUGUCGGGUAUUUGUCAAGUCUCGUGGAGGAAAUAGCAUUUCAGAGAAUGUUGUAAGUUCCUGUGCCGAAGAAAGUGUUUCUGCUUUACCCAGCAUUGGUGCUCAGCAUGAUGAAUUCCUCACACCAGACAUUGCUGAGGCUAAGGGGCCUAAUGACUUAUCUAGAUAUUCUGCAAGAUUGGAUAGAGAGCUUGAUGAUCAAGUCACAACUAGACCUCUUUCUAUUUCCAGUUUCCAGUUUCCAUCAGACAGUCAAUGCAACGAGGCGGUUAGGAGGACAUCUGGGCCUACUGGUGGUAACAUGUAUGUAGAUGCUGAAACUUCCCAGCAGUUACAAUCCAUUUUAGAGGGAGAUUUUAUAGAGCUGGAUGAUCUUGUGGAUUGAUCAUCCAAGUCAGAAGCUGAUAGAGUUAGUUUUGAAGCUACGUGGAUAUUAACUUCAAUUGUCAAGGUUCAGUUAUUUUCAGAUACAGUUAAUUGAAGGAAGGGUUUGAAACCAUAGAAGGAAUUUAUUGAAAGAGUUAUGUUUUAAAAAAUUGUGGAUACCUGGAUAUAUUCAGGUUUCACUUGCUACCUGAAACAGUAUAUUUGAGAAGCGGUUAAGAAACCAUAGAAGGAAUUGUCAAGGUUCAGUUAUUUUCAGAUACAAUUAAUUGAAGGAGGGAUUUGAAAGUUUAUUGAAGAGUGAUAUUUACAAAAAUUGUGGUACCUGGAUGCUCAGGGUUCACUUGCUACCUGAAACAGUAUAUCUGAGAAGUGGUUGAGAAACUAUAAAUAGAAUUGAUUGGAAGGGUAGUUUUGGAUGAGAUGUGGAUACUAACCCUAUCACUUAGGGUAGUAUAUUCAAGAAGGGGUUUAGAAUCCAUUGAAGGAAUUGCUUCAUCAUUACAGGUAAAUACAUGCUACAUCUUUGUUGUAGUUUUCUGCUUUCCUCUCCUAUUAAAGGAACUGCUCAGCGAUUCUUCGUGUAAUUUAUGUGCAGAUUUCCUAUGCCAGAUAUAAGACAUUUUGCUCCAGUAGAAUAGCAAUGAGAUCAAUGUGUCAGAUGAUGGCAAGUUCGAAUAUAAAAUCUUUGAGAAUUGAUUGCUUCACCUGACUUUGUGAUCUCGCCGUUUUUCUAUUGAUGGCAGGGUGUUUCUUUGCAUCUAUGAGAAAAUGUUAAUUUCCCUAUUUUGCCAGCUUUACUCUGGCAAUUAGACUUGUUUCAGCUUAUGUUCUGUUUUCUAGCAUCUUAAAACAUAUUGUAAAUUAGUCUCCUCUCCUCUCUCUAGGACCUCUAAGCUUACCCUGUCAUGUAUUCCAUUUCUGAACUCUAUUGUAGCAUAUUUGGAUGGCUUUCUUAUGAAUGUGAAUUCUAAAUAAAUCUUUUUAUAAUCC
This is a messenger RNA of Populus trichocarpa (black cottonwood), 1979 nucleotides long. Its product is annotated as NAC domain-containing protein 72. The transcript is spliced from 3 exons. The record is from RefSeq and is a predicted model, not a curated record. Bases 109 to 987 code for a protein of 292 amino acids. Gene Ontology annotation, biological process: regulation of DNA-templated transcription. NCBI's taxonomy places the organism in Eukaryota, Viridiplantae, Streptophyta, Magnoliopsida, Malpighiales, Salicaceae. Gene Ontology annotation, molecular function: DNA binding.